Drosophila bipectinata is the source of this 1036-nucleotide messenger RNA. The record is from RefSeq and is a predicted model, not a curated record. NCBI's taxonomy places the organism in Eukaryota, Metazoa, Arthropoda, Insecta, Diptera, Drosophilidae.
UCGCCGGGAAACAUUCUCUUUCAAUUCAUACAUUUCGUGCAUUUCUUUAAACAUGAAGUUGUUUGUCCUUUUUAUGGGUCUAUGUCUCUCUGUUGCGGUUUUGUGCAGCGCACCCUAUCAGGUCGAAGUUGGGUUGACCAAUUCACGUCACAUUGGCGACUUGUUAGCAUCGAGUAAUAACCAGACAUCAAUUCGAACGAAGAGGGGUCGUGUUCGUGUUCGUGAAGUGCUUGCGAGGUUAAAUGGACGUGUGAAUAGUUUUUAUGCGGCAUUCAACGAUAAGAGUAAAUUGUGCCACCGUGAACCGAAUCGCCCCAGAAGACAGAGAAAUCCCAAUAAUUUUAUUUGCCCCCCUCCUGUAACUACCACCCCCGCGCAAAACUUUUACAAUUAUAUAGAACUCAUAGCUGCCGAUCUACGCAAUAGUGCAGAAACCAUUACCACUGACGUGUCGAAUGAUAAUAGACACGCAGUUAAUCAUUUUACCACGAUUACAGCUCCGGCCAACCAAAAUCACGCACAACCCAUUGACUUAACCGUCACGAUGCAAGCUACUCUCACGUAUGAUAUCGCGGCACAAAACCGUCGAGCACCAAUUCAUUAUUCGAUAGCAGAGCGUAUGCAACAAAUGGAUUGGUACCGCGGAGGUAAUCGAAAUACCAAUGACGAACAAGGUCAUCUUUUGGCGGAUUCUCUUGGGGGGCCUAGUUUCGCAUGGAAUUUCGUUCCACAGAGUCCAUCAGUGAAUCGUGCGGUGUCAAUUGCAGGUGAUUUUAAUGUUGUUUAUUGUUGGUUUGACCUCGAAGCCGAGAUCCGAGAUAUUCUCCGAGAAAAUCAGGACCAUUACAUCACUUGGACGAUCUUAAUUAGUUAUGGGGGGCUACCAACUUCCCGCCGCCCGACAGCUUUUUUGAUUUCGGUACGAUUAAUGACUUCCAACCAUCAGUUCGUAUACUAUCGCACUUUUAUGAUUCCGAACGUACCUUCGGAUGCCUGUACUAAUACCAAUCAUGCAUACUGGCAAAAUGGAAUAUAA